AUGGCGACGAUGACGAUGCAGCUGGGUGGGCUGAUGCUGGCUGUGCUGGGCUGGCUGGGCUCCAUCCUCACCUGCGCGUUGCCCAUGUGGAAGGUGACGGCCUUCAUCGGCUCCAACAUUGUGGUGGCCCAGGUCUUCUGGGAAGGGCUGUGGAUGAACUGCGUGUACGAAAGCACGGGGCAGAUGCAGUGCAAGGUCUACGACUCCCUGCUGGAGCUCACCUCCGAUUUGCAAGCGGCUCCGGCCUUG
Messenger RNA from Phaethon lepturus (White-tailed tropicbird), 249 nucleotides. RefSeq names its product claudin-4-like. Gene Ontology annotation, biological process: cell adhesion; bicellular tight junction assembly. The annotation marks the transcript as partial. The transcript has a single exon. Gene Ontology annotation, cellular component: plasma membrane; bicellular tight junction. The record is from RefSeq and is a predicted model, not a curated record. Gene Ontology annotation, molecular function: structural molecule activity. Lineage: Eukaryota; Metazoa; Chordata; Aves; Phaethontiformes; Phaethontidae.